AGGGGCUUGACAACAGAGUACCUCUUUAUAAGGUUGUCCUCUCUGCUCAAUUUUCAUUGUGCAUUUUACAAAGUAGCUAGCUAAUUACAAAGGAAAAAGAGCUAGCUUCUGUGUUGUGUGGAGGAAGAGGUAAUUCAAAGAAGUAUUCAUGGCUGUGAUGUGGAUUCAAAUUAUACUGCUACUGGCGGCUUGCCUGCUUCCUCUAUCAGCAGAAGCCAUGGUUCGCCAUUACAAGUUCAAUGUGGUGAUGAAGAACUCCACAAGAUUGUGUUCAACCAAGCCCAUAGUAACUAUAAAUGGCAAGUUUCCAGGCCCAACUAUCUAUGCUAGGGAAGAUGACACUGUUCUAGUAAAGGUGGUUAACCAUGUCAAAUACAAUGUUAGCAUUCAUUGGCAUGGGGUUAGACAGUUGAGGACGGGCUGGGCCGAUGGGCCGGCAUACAUAACCCAAUGCCCAAUUCAACCGGGCCAAGUCUAUGUGUACAACUUCACCCUCACAGGGCAGAGAGGGACACUUCUUUGGCAUGCACACAUUCUCUGGCUUAGGGCCACAGUACAUGGUGCCUUGGUCAUUAUGCCCAAGCUUGGGGUUCCUUACCCUUUUCCCAGACCCCACAUGGAACAAGUUAUUGUAUUAGGUGAAUGGUGGAAAUCAGAUACUGAGGCUGUGAUAAAUGAAGCUUUGAAAUCUGGGUUGGCUCCAAAUGUCUCUGAUGCCCACACAAUCAAUGGCCACCCAGGGCCAGUCAAAAACUGUGCUGAAGGAGGAUUCAAAUUCCAAGUUGAACCAGGGAAAAACCAUUUGCUAAGAAUAAUCAAUGCUGCACUCAAUGAAGACCUGUUCUUCAAGAUUGCUGGCCACCAACUAACUGUUGUUGAGAUUGAUGCUACCUACACAAAGCCUUUCAAUACUGACACCAUUGUCAUAGCACCAGGCCAGACCACAAAUGUGCUUCUAAAAGCUAACCAUGCAUCUGGAAAAUACUUGGUAGCAUCCUCAACUUUCAUGGAUGCUCCAAUAGCAUUUGACAACAUGACAGCCACUGCCAUGUUACAUUACACAAACACCCUUGGUUCCACUAUCACCACCCUCACAUCACUACCUCCCCAAAAUGCAACCCCAACUGCUGACAACUUCACAGACUCCCUCAGAAGCUUGAACUCCAAAGAGUACCCUGCUAGAGUCCCCAAAAAGGUUGAUCAUUCAUUGUUUUUCACUAUCAGCCUUGGAGUUAACCCUUGUGCUAGUUGUGUGAGUGGAAGCAGGGUGGUUGCAGCUAUAAACAAUGUUACCUUUGUGAUGCCUAAGAUUUCUUCUCUUCUUCAAGCACACUUCUUCAAAAAAAGUGGGAUUUUCACAGAUGAUUUUCCUGGGAAACCUCCUGUGAUGUAUGACUUCACUGGGAAACAACAGCCAGCAAAUAUGAGGACUAAUAGAGGGACAAGGGUGUAUAGGCUUGCAUACAACUCCACUGUUCAAUUGGUGUUGCAAGAUACUGGGAUGAUUGCUCCUGAGAACCAUCCUAUUCAUCUCCAUGGAUUCAAUUUCUUUGUUGUUGGUAGGGGGAAAGGGAAUUACAACCCCAAAAAGGACACCAGAAAGUUCAACCUUGUGGAUCCUGUGGAGAGAAACACAGUUGGUGUCCCAUCUGGUGGGUGGACUGCAAUCAGAUUCAGGGCUGAUAAUCCAGGGGUUUGGUUUAUGCAUUGCCAUUUGGAAGUUCAUACAACAUGGGGACUGAAGAUGGCAUUUGUGGUGGAUAAUGGUAAAGGACCAAAUGAAUCUCUACUACCACCUCCUAGUGACCUACCCAAGUGCUGAUAGGAGUCCAUUUUUGCAAUCUUUGCAUAAGGAUGAAGAAGGGGCAACAUACAAAGAAAACAACUAUACAUGCCAAAGUGUAGACUCUCUAGGCUGAUAACAAGAUUUUCUUGGAGCAAAUAAAAAGGACAAGCUGCUAAUAGUGGAAUAAGACCAAUUGACAUGUCUUCACUUUCUGUGUUUUUUCCCUUUCAUUUAUUCAUUUUUUGUACUGUUUGUACAUCUCUUCUUUCUCCUUCUUGAAGAAUGAUUUUGGUUUCAUGUAAUUAUACAGACAGUGCUAAUCAGAUUUCAAAGGAAUUUAAUUGCAUA
Messenger RNA from Lotus japonicus, 2134 nucleotides. Its product is annotated as laccase-4-like. Gene Ontology annotation, molecular function: hydroquinone:oxygen oxidoreductase activity; copper ion binding. Gene Ontology annotation, cellular component: apoplast. The coding region runs from base 149 to 1822 and encodes 557 amino acids. Gene Ontology annotation, biological process: lignin catabolic process. NCBI's taxonomy places the organism in Eukaryota, Viridiplantae, Streptophyta, Magnoliopsida, Fabales, Fabaceae. The record is from RefSeq and is a predicted model, not a curated record. The transcript has 6 exons.